UAAAUAAAGUGAGGAUCUGAAGUAUUCUGGAAAUUCGUAAAUUAUACAAUAGUUCGUGCCCCACAUAACUUGACAUAUCGUCAGAACGUCUAGACUCCUUUAUUAGAGGAGUGAUAAAAUCAGCAAUAAGACAAUCUCGAUCGCAAAUCACAGCGCCCCUACAUAAUUAAUUACUCGCCUAUAAUAAUUGAGCAGACCGCUCGUGCGUCAAUCGCAUUUAACAAAUAACAGAGCUUUGAUAACGCCGUAACCCCUCUUAUCGGCAUAUCCCGGAACGUCUGCAAACUAGAAGCUAUGCGGAUCUAUUAGGUGAUGAUACGUACCAGCAGAGGUUGUGUCCAGUGCAUUUAUGAACUAUAUAAACAAGAGGCGCCUUGAAUUUACUCCAUUACUCACUCAACUGGACAAUUAGCAGGACAGCACGGUUUUGAUUACUGAUAUAGAAACAAAACGUUUGAUAAAGUACAGUGACACUAACGUGGGUUGAGUUACGGUUUUACGUUACACUGUUUGGCGAAAGUUGGUCGUGCUUACGUGGGUAGAAAAUGUUGAACAAUACGAGUGCAACGUUAAUGCUGCAAACGAUUAUGGUGUUGAUGGAUCAACAAAAUUCCACCACCCAUUUUCCCAGUUUUGAGGAUGCGGAGAUGGAGCGAUGCUACCCACCGUACGGAUGUUUCUCGAAAGCCUAUCCAUGGACCGAGCAUCGGCCUGACAACUAUUUUCCCGUCUCUCCGGAAACUUUGGGCGUUCGAUACGCAGUGUUUACCAGAAGAAACAGAAAGAUACCAGUGUUGCUGCAGUCUAAGGAUGUAGAAAAAAUUCGGAAUGCCAAUCUUGAUCCUAGGGGGCCUUUUUACUUCAUCUCACACGGAUUCUUAGAAGGCGGACACAAACUUUGGAUCCAAAACAUUGCGGAAGCGCUUUUGAACCAAGCAGGGAAUGAUGCAGCUACAGUUACAGUGGUGGAUUGGCGUCGUGGAUCCCAGCCGCCGUAUGGCCAAGCGGUUGCCAAUAUAAGGCUUGUUGGUGUUAUGACUGCACACCUUAUACGUAAUAUAUACGAAGUGUUACAAUUGUCAAACUUGGAUAAUUUUCAUUACAUCGGGCAUUCCUUAGGAGCACAUUUAGGAGGAUAUUGUGGUCAUGCUUUGCAAAAGAAUUUCAACCUCAAAUUAGGACGUAUAACCGGGCUGGACCCCGCGGCUCCGUACUUCAGUAACACCGUGACUUUAGUGCGGUUGGACAGAUCCGACGCCCAGUUCGUGGACAUCAUUCACAGCAAUGCUAUGCCGUUAUAUUUCUCAGGGUUUGGUAUCUCUGAACCGAUCGGUCACGUAGACUUCUACCCGAAUGGCGGUUCAACUCAACCGGGGUGCAAAAACGGCGGUCAAGGCUACCAGGGAGUGGACAACGAUAUGUACAAGAAGGUGGUGCAGUUUGUGAGCUGCAACCAUGAGAGGAGCUAUGAGUUCUUCACCGAGAGCAUCGCUCCUACGUGCCCAUUUAUGGCGAUUCAGUGCAAAUCUUAUGAGGCAUUCUUAGAAGGCAAUUGCACUACCUGCGAUAGCAAACAUCUCUGCAUACCAAUGGGUUUGCACUCACAUAACGUGUAUCGGCGUUUGCAGUUGGGAGACAUGGUCGAUUCUAACUCUAACAUAGCACUUUACGCGAUGACUGGCAGCUUGAAGCCAUUUUGUAGAGUACAUUACGAAUUGACCUUGAAAGUGUCCAACUCAACGGAGAGCAUACGCCACGGACCGGAUGUGGGGAGGAUAUCGAUCACUAUCGUCGAUAGGAAUAACAACAAAAGUGAUCAGAAGCUGAUGAAUGAAGAACAAAAAUACUAUAGACCAGGCGAUGUUGAGACUAAGCUGUUAGCCUUCAAGGACACUGGUCACCCUCCCAUUUCAGUGAUUGUGGAGUGGAAAUAUGAAGCAAAUCUCCUCAACCCGAUGACCUGGCGAUUACUGCAAUCCUCCAGUGUUUAUAUCGAAUAUCUGAAGAUAUCGUCGCUUGAAUAUAACACAGAUAUAACUGUUUGCCCGAAAUAUAAAAAACCAGUCGUCACAAAACUGAAAACUAUAAUGAAAACUAAGUACUGUACAUAAUGAAGAUCUGUGUACGAGGAUAAUUUUGUGAAAACAUACAAUGCAAGGAAUUUUCUUAUAAACUGGAAAAUUCAAAGUAUUCCUGUAGUAUUGCUAUUUAAGAUUUAUAUUAAUUAUGUUUUUUAACUGUAUUUGGUAAAAGUAUGCAUAAAACAUAUAAAAUUAUAAUGUAAUAAGGU
Pararge aegeria (speckled wood butterfly) is the source of this 2290-nucleotide messenger RNA. Its product is annotated as pancreatic lipase-related protein 2. The transcript is spliced from 11 exons. Lineage: Eukaryota; Metazoa; Arthropoda; Insecta; Lepidoptera; Nymphalidae. The coding region runs from base 546 to 2111 and encodes 521 amino acids. Gene Ontology annotation, biological process: lipid metabolic process. The record is from RefSeq and is a predicted model, not a curated record. Gene Ontology annotation, molecular function: triacylglycerol lipase activity.